Messenger RNA from Astyanax mexicanus (Mexican tetra), 6651 nucleotides. RefSeq names its product lysine (K)-specific demethylase 4C (gene kdm4c). The record is from RefSeq and is a predicted model, not a curated record. Gene Ontology annotation, biological process: chromatin remodeling. NCBI's taxonomy places the organism in Eukaryota, Metazoa, Chordata, Actinopteri, Characiformes, Acestrorhamphidae. Gene Ontology annotation, cellular component: nucleus. Gene Ontology annotation, molecular function: histone H3K36 demethylase activity; histone H3K9 demethylase activity. Bases 173 to 4552 code for a protein of 1459 amino acids. The transcript is spliced from 22 exons.
GAGAAGAAGCGCGGGGAGUCGUGUGGGAGCGGACGGCUGUCAUGAAGUAGAGACACAACAGCUGGGCUGUUUAAAGGGAUUUAAGCGCCUAACAACAACAAGCGGGCGAAGAGCAGAGCGGGCACAGCCUCCACACAGCGCCCGCAGGUGGUGCUACAGUAAGGAGGGCAGGAUGGCAGGCGCCGGGGCAAACGCCGCCGUUAACCCCUCCUGUAAGAUCAUGACCUUCCGACCCACCAUGGAGGAGUUCCGGGACUUCAACCAGUACCUGGUGUACAUGGAGUCCCAGGGAGCUCAGCGCGCCGGACUGGCCAAGGUGAUCCCGCCAAAGGGUUGGAAGCCGAGGCGUAACUAUGACGACAUCGACGACGUCAUCAUCCAAGCGCCCAUUCAGCAGAUGGUUGCAGGCCAGUCGGGGCUUUUUACUCAGUACAACAUUCAGAAGAAAUCGCUCAGCGUUCAGGAGUUCCGCAGGCUCGCCAACAGUGACACGUAUUGUACUCCACGGUACCUGAACUACGAGGACCUGGAGAGGAAGUACUGGAAGAAUCUGACUUUCGUGCCACCGAUAUACGGUGCAGAUGUCAGUGGAACACUUUAUGAUGAGGGUGUAGAAGAGUGGAAUAUCGGCCACCUAAACUCCAUCCUGGAUGUGAUCGAGGAGGACUGUGGGGUCUCCAUCCAGGGCGUGAACACACCUUACCUGUACUUUGGCAUGUGGAAGACCAGCUUCUCCUGGCACACAGAGGACAUGGAUCUCUACAGCAUCAACUACCUGCACUUCGGAGAGCCCAAGUCCUGGUAUGCUAUACCUCCAGAACAUGGGAAGAGACUGGAACGAUUAGCCACAGGUUUCUUCCCCAACAGCUUCAAAGGUUGUGAAGCUUUCCUGAGACACAAGAUGACUCUGAUAUCUCCCUCUGUGCUGAAGAAAUACGGCAUCCCGUUUGAUAGGAUAACUCAGGAGGCGGGAGAGUUUAUGAUCACGUUUCCGUACGGAUACCACGCUGGCUUCAACCACGGCUUCAACUGUGCUGAAUCCACCAACUUUGCCAGUGUGCGCUGGAUCGACUACGGCAGGGUCGCCACGCAGUGUACAUGCAGUAAGGACAUGGUGAAGAUCUCCAUGGAUCCGUUUGUAAAGCGUUUCCAGCCGGACCGUUACCAGGCCUGGACGCAGGGCAAAGACCCCUGCAUCAUAGACCACACACUGGCCACGCCCAGCACAACACCUGAGCUGCAACUGUGGCUCCAGAGGCGUCGCAAAGCACGACCGUCCACUAAAAGCAGUGUUCACCACCCUCGCACGCGCUCCAAACGCCUGAAGACCGUGCACGAGAGAGCUGACGUGGCCAACACCUCUGGGGAGGGGGAACGCCAAACAAGCAAAAAGACAGGAGGAGCUCUGAAAAAUAAGGAAUCGAAAGGGGCCGGGAAGCAGAAAAAGGACUGCAAACCCCAUGGUGCAUUUCAUUACUCAGGCCUUACUGGUCAAUGUCGACAGAUUUGUGUCGUCAAGGUCACACGUGUAGAAAGUGACUUACUGGCCCAGUCAUCUAGAUGUCACAAAGCCCUGCCCCAAGCCCCGCCCCUUGAAUCUGCCCCCUCUCAGGACACGUCUUCCUCAAACCCGCAGAAGUCUGUAGCUGAUGGACUGGUAACUUCAGACGAAGCUUUAGAGAGCCAGGCAUCCUCCACUGAGAACAUUCCAGACUCUGCCAUGGAUGAGUCUUUGGGCUCAGAGAGAACUGUUCCUUCAGAAUGGUCAUUCGUUGCCAAAUCCCCCAACCGUGAAUCCCCCUCGAAAUGUGUCCCAACCACUGAACAGUAUCAGGCUUUUGGAGCCAACCUCAAUGCAACCAGCACAGCAAGUGCGGUGUCGGCGGGUGACUCUCUCAAAGGCAAUAUGGCUACAGGUUCUCAGCUUCGCAGCUCUGCAGCAAAGGCACUUUAUAAAGCAAAUCCUUCUUCUUCAGAUGAACUCGGACCUCGUUUUGGAACUGUGUAUGGCGCCACUUCUUCCGCCGACAUGCCUCUACUGACUCCAGAGUUUUCGGGAGAGGAAGAGGGAAGGAACCCCCUGAACUUGACGUCCGAAAUGCCCGCCUUGACUCUUGCAGUCCAGUCCACUGAAGAUACACUCCAGUCCGGCAACCCAAACCAGUCAGCUUCCUCAGAUCUGGUGGUCCAGCCAGACGCAACAACAAAAACAGCAGCAGUAGCAGCAGCAUCUUUAUCAUCAUCAUCAUCUGCUGCAGUUCUAUUGGAUAAAGCUGAUAAAACUGGGACUUGUUCUAAAGCACUUUAUCCCGAUUGGUGUUCCAACCCAUUCCAAGAAGAUGGUAGCCAGUUGCUCGUCCCCAGCACCAAAGCUGGUAAGAAACAGACAACAGCUGAAUCCCUCUCUCAAUGGCAAUUUUCCAGUAAGGUAGCCAAUCAGGGAGAGGGACGGGCUGGAGCUUCAAAUGUCUUACAGCACUCCACAGGUCUUUUUGGGUGUAGCAUUUCCAACGUUAAUACUUGUGCACUUUCUCAGUCCAAUCAGUCCGUAGAGUCUCCGAGCACCUCAGCAAGUCCCCAAACGUCUUUACGUCCACAGCACACUGAAUCCGUUUCUCCUCCUUCCCUGAACCUGUUCGAGGACUCCAAACCCUUCUCCUCCAACAUCUGGAGGAACUUCAACGCCCAGAAUCCCGCGGUGCUGAUCGAAAGCCUGCAACCAAGCUUGGCCGAAAGCGACGCUCACGACCAGCUGCCUUACGCCAUGUGGGCAGAGUCUCGCUGCCAGCAGGUCAAAUCUCCAGACCCUCCAGAUUCUCCAGAGAGGGCCCUGACCUGGGCUAACCUGGAGCCCAGCUCUCUGCACCCUUCUGGGGCAGAGAUGACCGCAGAGCUCCCUCUGAAAGAUGCUCCUGACGAUGAGUUCAGCUCUCGGGGGCUUCAGAGGACCGAGGGCGAAGGGUCCGAGCGAGAUUCAGAAUCAGGAGAAAGAGAAGAUGACAGCAGCAGCGAGUCCAGUGAGGAGAACAUGAGCGAGACGGAGUAUGGGGCUUCAGGCUUGGAGCCGGGAGAGGUCUGUCCGUAUCCUAUGACCCCAGUGAAGAGAAGGACUGCUAAGAGUUGGCGUCACCCUCUGAGGAAGCCAACAGCUAGAGCAGUCCCCAGCGCUGUGAAGCAGCAGGCCAACAGUGACGAUGAGCCCACAGAGGAGUGUGUAUCAGAGGGAGAGCAGCAGGAGGCCGAUGCCUGGGCCAGACCUCUGGUUCAUCUGUGGCAGAACAGAAAGCCCCAUUUCCCCUCCGAAAAAGAGUACAACAGCACUGCAGCUAAAACCCCUCCACACUGCGCCGUCUGCAGCCUCUUCAUGCCCUACUAUCAGCCUGAGGAGAGGUCAGAUGAAAAGGAGGUUACGAUGAGGGCUGAAGGAGAGUCUCAGGGAAUGAGGUCGCGCCCCCUGAUCCCGGAAAUCUGCUUUGCUUAUCGCGAGGGCUCCUGUCCCCCAAACACACUUCUGGAGGAGGAUGGGUCCAGUCCCCUGGUGUCCUGCAGCCGGUGCUGUGUGCAGGUUCAUGCUAGUUGUUAUGGUGUUGCUGCCCAUGAUGUCAGCCAAGACUGGACAUGUGACCGCUGUUCAUGUGGAGACGUAACAGCUGAUUGCUGUUUAUGUAACUUGAGGGGAGGUGCAUUAAAAAGAACAACAGAUAACAGAUGGGCACAUGUGAUGUGUGCUGUGGGUCUUCCUGAGGUGAAGUUCGCUGAUAUAGUGAAGAGGAGUCCCAUAGACGUCAGUGCCGUCCCCGCACAGAGAUACAAACUGAAGUGUAUAUACUGUCGUAACCGUAUGAAGAAGCUGUCGGGGGCAUGUAUUCAGUGCUCCUGCGGCCGCUGCCCCACCUCCUUCCACGUCACAUGUGCUCACGCGGCCGGCGUCACCAUGGAGCCCGACGACUGGCCGUAUGUAGUGUUCAUCACCUGCCACAGGCACCAAUCACGGAGCUCCAGUGCUAAAAUGAAAGUGAGCCGAACGGAGCUGGCGCUGGGCCAGACUGUGAUCACCAAACACAAGAACCUGCGCUACUACAGCUCCCGCGUCACUGAAGUAAUGGCGCAAACUUUUUACGAGGUCAUGUUUGAUGACGGCUCGUUCAGCAACGACACGUAUCCCGAGGACAUUGUGAGCAGAGACUGUGCCAAGCUCGGCCCACCGGAGGUUGGUGAGGCUGUGCAGGUGAAGUGGCCUGAUGGACUUUUCUACGGAGCUAAGUACCUGGGCUCUAACACCACGUAUAUGUACCAGGUGGAGUUUGAGGACGGCUCUCAGGUUCUGGCUAAGAGAGAGGACAUUUACACACUGGAAGAGGACUUGCCCAAAAAGGUCAAGGGACGCCUUUCCACAGCCUCCAGCAUGCGUUUUGAGGAUGCUUUCUUCACCACGCAGGGCGAGAGGAAGAGGCAGCGGACGCCCAACUCUCGCUUUCAGAACGACUACGUCGCCCACCUCAGCCCCCGCGCCUGCCGGACCCCCGAAACGCGCAGCAGCAAAAACAACUGAGGAGCGCGAGAGGAAGAUCGGCGGGGAGGAAGAGGAAGAGCGCGAGAGCGAGCGGGCGGAGCUGCGGAGGAACUGUGUAAAGAGUGUUUUUAGAGUUUAGAGUGAGAGAAACACUAAUCGACGGAGUGCAGUAUCAAGAGCUCCGCAAAACAACAGAUUUAUUUUUUUGUUUUUUUAAACAUUUGUUCCGCGAUCGUGUCUGUAACCAAAAUCACUUAAUUUUCGGGGAUGGCCAAAAUCCCCCCAAAAAAGUCAGGGACAGGACAUUUUGUUUCCCCCCUCAGUGAAUGUUGAAACAUCUGAAGAAUGCUUAAUAUUUCCAGAUACUCUCUUCGUGUUUUUUUUUUGUUUGUUUUAGUUUUUUUUUUUUUGCUCUGAAUUGUUUCCUUAUUAUUUUCAUCGCACUUUAGAUUGAAAGCUAUUUUUGAGAGAUUUUUUUCUUUCUUUCUGUCUUGUGCACUGUCCACAAUCACUAACCUUAUUAUUAGUAUUAACAUUUAAGAGAUAAAAGAAGUGCUAAUUAUGUUUAAGAAAAAAAAAAAAAAAAAUCAAGAAACGAUGUUGCUACUGACGUCCCUUUCCUCCGACCCGCUCCCCCCCAAAGCACAUUUGGCCGACUUAUGACUUUAAUUCAUCUUUGUAUCUUAUUUAUUUGGAUUUUUUUUCGUCUUAUUUUUAGUGUUGCUCAAAAGCUGUAAAGAAAAUUAAAGAUAUAAUUGUUUGCCAUGUAAUUUGGAUACUUUACCAGCGUCAGUGAAAUUCUUUGUGGUUUCGUUUUUACGUUUGUUUAAACUUGUUUGAAGUUUAAGUUCUGCCAGUUCUGUGUUGGAUGUAUCAACGAUUCCAUCCGAACCCAAGGUUGAUGUUCAUGGUGUGCACCAAAUUUAAUGCCUGUGAUAAUCACAAAAUGCUGUAAAGUAUCAUCAUUGUUUAGGUAGUUGUGUUUACUGCCACUAGAGGUCAGCACUGCCCUAUAGAAGAAGAAGAAGGAAAAAAAAAAAAAAGUCUGGACCACUGACUUCAUCUCAACACUGAUUACAGUGUUACCUGUAUAAAACACAUUAAAUUAACAGACAUUAAAAGUGUUUCUAACCAAACAGGAGGGCGUGGCUGAAGCAUGACAGAAAAAUAAAAAGCUUAAAAGAUUAGUUUAAAAAGAAACCAAGGACACAAACUGAAGAACUGGUCAUGGUCGUGUAACGUGUUCAGCUGUCAGGCUCUGGAACUCCUUGAUGGCUCCUGUGAUGCUGGAGAAAAUGAAACCGAAACUUCAUGUGAAGCGAUUCAAACUUCAGUGCAGUCUAUCAGUGUGGAGGAGCAUGAACUGUUUUGGUGAGUAGAAUGAUUUCUACAGUUCUAACUGCCCUAUCCGGACGUGAUUCGUUUCUCAGGGGGUUCUGGGGUCAUUUUCUCUUUCAUCCAGAACGACCAUGUGUGAGUUUUUCUCUGAAUUAUCUACUGUUUUUUUCUGAACCUUUUCGUGGCCUCCUGUAACGUUAGUCCCAUCCAGACGCACAUCUCUGAGUUUCGUCUUCUCUCGUUUAAUAAAAUAGCCUUUUGUCCACUGACGCACACCGUAAUUACACUUUGGGUGCCAUGCGUUCCCACGGAGAUCCACGUAAACACAACACAACAGCGAGUGGAAAUGGAGGAGCUACUGAACCUGAUGUCAUGUGACCGAGAGAGCCUAAAAACUCACUGCUCCUUCUCUUUUUUCAAUUCCAAUUGAGUUUGUUUUAUCACUGAGUAGAAGUGUGAAAUAUUUUUCACAGACGUCCCCCUGAGAAACCAAUCCCGUCCAGGUUCUUAAAUUCUUAAAACGUUUUUUUUUAUAUACUGCUUAUAGAACGUUCUGGGGACAUUGUUGCAACAUCACUUGAGCCAGAGUAUUAAUAAAAUUAGUUUUUGGAAUGUUACUUUCAAACAUUUCCACAAUAUUAGUAGACAUCUAGCUUUGAAGAUUAUGUGAGAAACGUUCUUAAAACGUUGUAAUGCAACAUUCCUAGAAGAUUAUUCCUGGAAACUUUUCAAAACAAUGCAAAACAUUCUUAUAUUGUUCACUGUUAGCCAAGCAAACGCUUUAGUUAUGUCAGGGUCAC